This is a messenger RNA of Saccostrea cuccullata (small rock oyster), 1127 nucleotides long. Its product is annotated as ADP-ribosylation factor 4. NCBI's taxonomy places the organism in Eukaryota, Metazoa, Mollusca, Bivalvia, Ostreida, Ostreidae. Gene Ontology annotation, cellular component: cytoplasm; plasma membrane. The record is from RefSeq and is a predicted model, not a curated record. Gene Ontology annotation, molecular function: GTP binding; GTPase activity. Gene Ontology annotation, biological process: intracellular protein transport; vesicle-mediated transport. The coding region runs from base 189 to 731 and encodes 180 amino acids. The transcript has 6 exons.
ACGUCAUUGUCAAAAGAAAAUUAGGUUGGAGAAAUUGACGUGGCAUUGACAAAAAUUCUUGUAUUAGGUUGUCACUGAGUCGUUGUGGAAAAUAUUUUUGUUGUGAAGGUUAAUAUCAAGACCUAUACUAUCCAAAAAUAUUCAAUAACUUUGCUACCGAUCAUCUUUUUAAACCCUAGUCAUCGAAAAUGGGGCUCACCAUUUCCAGUUUGUUCAAUCGUCUGUUUGGAAAGAAAGCAAUGAGGAUUCUCAUGGUUGGACUUGAUGCUGCUGGUAAAACAACCAUCCUGUACAAACUGAAACUAGGAGAAAUUGUCACAACUAUUCCCACAAUUGGUUUUAAUGUGGAGACGGUAGAGUACAAGAACAUCAGUUUUACUGUGUGGGACGUCGGCGGUCAGGACAAAAUCCGUCCACUCUGGAGACACUACUUCCAGAAUACUCAUGGUCUCAUCUUUGUUGUGGAUAGCAAUGACAGAGAAAGAGUGGAUGAGGCGAAAGCAGAGUUAUGUAAAAUGUUGGAAGAGGAUGAGCUAAGAGAUGCUGUAUUAUUAGUAUUCGCUAACAAGCAGGAUCUCCCCAAUGCCAUGGCAGCAUCAGAAAUCACAGAGAAACUCGGACUCAGUCAACUGAGGGGACGAAAAUGGUAUAUUCAAAGCACAUGUGCCACACAAGGAACAGGAUUAUACGAAGGACUUGAUUGGCUCUCAAAUGAGCUUUCCAGCCAAUGAAAAAAUUGUUUGCACAAGAGGCUAGGAAUUUCUUUGUGGAUUUGCAUUUAUUUGUUCAAACAUUCAGCCAUAAGCCAUAAAGAUCGGAACAAAAUAUCGACUGGACCUAUAGUGAUAAACAAGUGUUCACAAGAAAUUGUUCAAUACAGAACAGCUUUCCUUGUAGGAGAGACUGCACAUGCUUGUGUCAGUGUUAUCAAAAAUGUCAAUGUAUUAAUUAAUCAUUAAAUUAUGUGUGCAUUGUUCAUAUGAAUAAGUGGUGUAUUUAAUAUAUAUACAAGUUGUGAUUUUAUGUAUUGAGGAUUUUCUUCAUUCCAGAUUUUACUAUUCAGUGUUUGAGACCAAUACGUUCAAAUGAUUCCCUUAAAUACUUAAUAUAGAUUAUGACAUUAAAAA